AUGGAUGAGUAUCAAGAAUACGGAAAAAUGUCUCAAUUUCAACAGAAAUUAAACUCCAAACUGGAACAUAAUGCAAGAUCUGUGUUUGGUAAGUUCUUUGCCUUAUUAUUUUCUUAUUGUUUAGUGGGCAACAUAUCUUACGAUGUGUCAGAAGAAGAGAUUAAGCAACUGUUUUCUCGUGUUGGCAGCAUCGUCCACUUUCGACUUGUUCAUGAUCGGGAUACUGGAAGGCCAAAGGGAUUUGGCUUUUGUGAAUUCACAGAACCGCCAAUGGCUGAUGCUGCUAUUAGACACUUUCAAGGCUACGAGUUGCACGGACGAGCUCUACGCGUAGAUUCAGCGUCUGCUAGCGAGAGAAACGUUGAGGAGGUAAGGGAUUUACUUGGGUGUUUGAUAGUGUUUAACUAGUUUUAAUCAUUGAGAUAGGUAUUUUUAUCGAAAAGUAUUAUUUAUUUUAGACACAACAAAUGCAAGCUGCAGUUCAAGCAGCCAAAGAACAAUAUACUCGAGUAGAAGAGACACAGUACGGAAAAGAGACUGAUAGAGGUAAAGCCCCUGAGGCCAUUGCUAAAACAGUGUCUUCAUUGCCACCAGAACAGAUGUUUGAACUUAUGAAGCAGAUGAAGAACACUGUAACCUCGAAUCCUUCUCAACUUCGCCAGUUUCUGUCAGAGAAUCCUCAAUUGGCGUAUGCGUUAUUACAGGUAAGUUUUAACAUAGUGGAAGUUACUUUUUUGUAAUAAGUAACUGUUGAAGACUUACUUUAAUUUUUCAGGCUCAAGUUGUGAUGCGCGUCGUCGAUCCAAAGGUGGCGUAUUCAAUGCUACACAGAGAAACUCCAGUAACACAACAACCAUUCCACAAGAUGCAUGGAGUGGCAAAUGGAGGCAAGUUUAUAUUAUUUCUCUAGCUGUAAUAUAGUAUUUGACAAAAUAGGUAUCUUCUAUAAUGGUUUUUUAAAAUAUGUUUUUUAUUAAAAAUGUUUAAGUGUUUAAACAUCACUCGGUUUCAGGUCCCCCUGCUUACACCGGGCCUCCGCCAAGCCAAUAUAACCCACCAAUGCCAGCUCCUCGCAACUACGGGGGCCCUCCUGUGUCUUCAGCUCCAUUAUCAAGAUUUCCAAUGCCACAGUCACAACCAUCACCUAUUCUUCCGUCAGCUUCACUUCACAACGCGCCUGGAGGUAGUGAUGAUGAACAACAACAAGCUCAGAUGUUGUUGAGAGUAAUGCAGCUUUCAGCCGACCAAAUUGCUUGUCUGAACCCAGAUGAUCAAGAGAAGGUCAGAGCACUGAAGGCGCAGCUGUUGAACUCUAGUUAGUAAUGGUUUCAAAAAAUCAUUGUAUGUUAAUUUAAGUUUAAGCUAUUAAUAACUGGUUUUUUAUGAAAAUAAACUCCUAUAUGUAUAACAUAAUCUUGGUAUCAUCAUGCCUACAAUUAUAAAGGAAGUUGAAGCGAGUGAUGGCAUGUUUUGUUGAUGUAUCGGAUUUCUGUUUGAGUAUUAUACAAGACUGUAUAGCAUUUGGUGGGAAAUAAGGGCUCCUUUUACAAAAGUUCACAUAUGUUUUUGUUUACGUCACGAUCUUCGUACAGACGUCAGCUUUUGACCGGAAAAGAGUCAUCAGCUCGGCAAAUUGGGGCCUAUUUUGUUUGUAAACGGAUGCCAAGUCUAUGGAAGGGCUGGCUUGUACGAAGGCCGUUCUUUAAUUAAAUGCCGCAAUACAAACAUGACAAGCACACUAACGAUGUCUAGGACAAAUCAUAAUAUGAAUUACCGAAGAGUGACUUAAGGAAGUCUAGGUCUUGAAAUAACGUUUGGUUUUAUGUCAUUAUGGCUUCGGUUUUGUCAUUACUAUGUAGCUAUUUUUGUGAGAGUUACAAUAUGACAAUCGUUUUGUAAAAACAUAUGUUUUGCUUUACUUAGCCUUAGUUAUGUACUAUGUAUAGUAUGAUUUUUAUUUCGUAUCAAAGGCUUCACUAUCUAGUUACAGUAGACAAAUGAAGGUAAUCCUUCAAAACGCUAAACGAGACCAUUCCUUAUUACGGAGGGGUAGAUUUCAGAAAUUAGCGGUGUAAUUUACUGGAUUAGACGUCAAUCUCGGAGAUUGUUAUAAUACUCAAACAAAGUAAUUGGCUUAAGAAGUUAUUACGCCUACAAAUUGGGGGGAGGGUCCGUCCACCGCCACCUCUCAGUUUUCACCUCCUGGCCUCGGAUUUCGUGCUAACGAUGCUCUAUUUAUGCCAUUCGAUUGCUUCAGAGCAGUGCCUUCCGCAAAAUGCAAUCCUUGGUCGUGUCCAGCUUGGUGUUCCUCCUGACAGUGAUGGUGUCCACAUCAGAAGCGUCGCCGUUCCCUCCACACACGUCGCUCGUCAUCCAAGACACGCAACUUAUCCGACAGUUCCUCGACCGAUAUCAACCAACCGUUUUGGUGCAUCCAGUUGUACGACGGUUCGAUGUGCAGGUAAGACUACAUUUGCAUAAUUACACAGUAGUCGCUACCGACACCUUAAAUGUAGGUAUCAAUAGCCACUAUUUUUAGUACAAUAACUUUUAACUUUCUCAUCCAAGAGAAACUGUACAUAAUAUAACAUUGUUCUUAGUCAAUUUUGUUUUGAAGCGUUAAAAAAUUUAAAUUUCUCUUUUUUACAAGUAUUUUUAAUGUCAAAAAUAAUAUUUUUCGUGUAUUUUUAAACUAGAGUUUUUUGUGUUGGCAUUGUGUUGCAAGUACUGGUAACUUUUCAAAAAAGUCAUUGAUAAGAAAAAUAAUGUUGUUUUAUACAUAAUAUAAGGUUUUUUAAUAAAAAUGUUUUUUGAAUCUAGCAGGUGUAACGUGAACGAAAUGCUUCUCUAUAUUUUAACAAUUUUUAUUUAAAAAAAACUCAAAAGUAUACAUCAGAAGAUAGAAAGUUAACUUGUAACAGACUGCCAAUUGCUAUCUAGACUUGAAAUCUAUUAACUAUACCUGCUUGUUGAGCACAAAUUAUCAACUUUUCAACCGAAACUUAAAUUUUAGGCAGAAGACCUAGACGACAGCGAUGAGCACGUGUCGCUGAGAACGAUGGCCAAGCGGAACAACGCCGAGGUCGUGAACCACAUCCUCAAGAACUUCGGGACCUUGGAUCGUUUGGGCGACGUAGGAAAGUGA
This is a messenger RNA of Bursaphelenchus okinawaensis, 3145 nucleotides long. The record is from the annotation of a GenBank genome assembly. NCBI's taxonomy places the organism in Eukaryota, Metazoa, Nematoda, Chromadorea, Rhabditida, Aphelenchoididae.